This is a messenger RNA of Metarhizium acridum CQMa 102, 723 nucleotides long. NCBI's taxonomy places the organism in Eukaryota, Fungi, Ascomycota, Sordariomycetes, Hypocreales, Clavicipitaceae. The record is from RefSeq and is a predicted model, not a curated record.
AUGACAACCGCGGACGCAAACCUCGCCAUUCCCGUGCCCUGGGAUAGACUUCUGCUAUGGGUACAACAGCAAAUUGCUCUCGAGAUGAGAACAGGCCAACCAGUUGCGUUGACACGGUCUCAGCUCGAGGCCUUGUCCGAGUUUGUUCCGUUCAACGAAGAACCAAACGUGAGCGAUCAGGGCUACGUUAGCAAGUUGGUUGCCAGGUCGGCGGCGAUAACCCCAGGGAAACUUCUCCGCAUGGGUCGACCAGCUAUUUCGCCCCUGCAGCUGCCAAAGCCGCAUAUUCCGUCUCCUCAGGACAUGCAGCCGUUGAGCAAACGGCAGCGCUUGUCGGCCAAUUCACCUGUACCAGGGACAACGCCUAGCAAGUCGCCGUGGACAAGUGUUCCCAGCACCCGCUCGCCCAGCAACUCUUCUGUUUUCGAAGAGGUAAGCAGUCUCUGCAAUCGCUUGGCCCUCGGCAGUCCAACGUACAAGAUUGAGCCCGACCCGGCAGGGCAUGACGUAUUCUGCGGACGGCCCGUCUUUAAGAACGACUUGCGAAUCCCCCCGGAUCUAGGUAUUGUCAGUGGCAUCGCCGGCGAGGGCCAGGCGAAAUUGAAGGUGGCGGAGAGCGUACGAGAGUGGCUGCAGGCCGAACUGCAGAGAAGGCAGGAUACGUUUGAGAGCCUGUGGUCGACUGCGAGUUCGCCCAAGCCGGCAACCCCCAACGUGCAGUAG